Molecule: messenger RNA, 719 nt
Organism: Harmonia axyridis
Lineage: Eukaryota; Metazoa; Arthropoda; Insecta; Coleoptera; Coccinellidae
Exons: 3
Coding region: 43-654 (203 amino acids)
Source: RefSeq, a predicted model, not a curated record
GAAAAACUUGUUAAUUUUGUUUUUUGAUUCACAUCAUUAGAAAUGAAUCCUACACGUACAGGCGCACGAACAUCACGAAUUCAGUGCUGUGUAGUCGGUUGCCGCAAUGCAUAUUACAAUACAGACACUUCUAUCAAAUUUUAUUCUUCUCCGAAAAGGUGGUUCGAGAAAGAAAGGAAACAGACAUGGAUUAAUAGCGUAAGCAGAGUUUGUGCUGAUGGUACUUCGGGAGAAUGGCAACCUAAAGAAUUCCAUAAAAUAUGCAGUGCUCAUUUUGUAGGAAACGCGAAGAGUAACGAUCCGAGUAAGCCUUCAUACAACCCAACAAUUUUUCCACAGGAGUAUGAAAGAAAAGAUAAUUCGGUAACCGAUAAUUCCACAGAGAAAAAGGAAAGAUGUAAAAGAAAAAUAGCCCGAUCCAAAAGAAAGAAUAUACCCAAGGAGAAAUCACCUCAAUCUCCAUGCCCAUGUGAUGACGAAAGUCUUUCAAUGAAAGUUGACGAAGGAAAAAAGGAAUUCUCAUCUCAAACUGAACCAAGUGAUUUGGAAGAAAUAUUUUUAUUUGAGAGUAAUUUCAUGGGCCAUAGUGUAGAGGGAAGGUGUGACGUGACAACUCAGUGUAACAUUGCUGAUAAGACAAAAUUAUUCAGUUGAAACGAUAAUAAAAGUGUUGGCAACAGUGUAUAGGCUUUCAUGUUAUAAAAUCUUUAAAAACCGAA